AUGAAGGAUGAAGUCUUCUUUCGAAAACUUGUGGCAGAUGGGGAGGGGGUAGGAGAAGAACGGCGUUUCCAACAUGUUAUAUCUUUUUUGCGAGAAAUUCAAUUCGCGGCAGAAGAUAAAACAGCUGAGGCUAUUAAAGCUUUGAAACAGGUAUCUUUUUUUUUUGAUUCCAAUUGAAAACCUUUAUGGUUACAAUUAACACACGUUCUCUGAGAUUUUCGAAAAUACGUUGGUACAACAAUUUGCAAGUUUGUUUUUUCGAGCUGAAACUCAUGUCACAUAUACUAUGCGACCGUCUUAAUACAUGACAUCCGGUUUCGAAGGCUCCGCCCACUGUCAGGGUUAUGGUAGAGAAAAUACCGUAAAAAGCUAACUUUUUUCCUGGUCGAGCAAAUCGGUUCAAACCAACUGUAACGCAAAGAGCACGUCAUUUUGAUCAUUUUUCAUGUUGGAAACUACUUUGGAAAAAAUUUUCUUCUUCGCAGUUUUUGAGCUCUACUAAAACGGGGACCCCCCAAUGGCCUUGAUUUUUAUUUUCUUAAUCGAUGUAUUGAGGUCUUGGGUAUUCGAAAAAAAUAUCCCUAUAUUCAAGUUUUAAGUGUCGUAGUACAUCACCAUCUCAAAGAACGCGUCCAACUUGAAAUUGGUCGAAACUUCAAAAAUCCAUAACUUCUUUGAGAGUUUGAUUUCAGUUGAGUUUUUUUGUUCUGGAUGUACUACAACCAACUUGUUUUCAACUCAGGACAGUAGAAAGUGGAAAACGGAAACUUGAAAAAUUUUAAUUUUCAAAUUUUCGAUUUUUGGACUUUUUUGUUUUUCACCCAGUUUUUCCGUUUUUCAGCUCUUCUGAGGAGAAGACCCUAGAAGGCCUGGAAUUUUAUUUGAUAAAAUGAUCAAUAGGGUCUUGCUUAGCUCAGAAAAAACAUUCCCGUCUUCAAGUUUUAAGUGGUGCAGUUGACCACCGAAGCGCCGAAGCUGACGACCUCAAAAUCGAGUAAAGAGGAAAAGAUUCAUAAACUCAGUUUUUUCUCUUGAAAUUGAUUGGUAUCUUUCCCAAAACUUUUCUUGUGUGCAUCUCAUUGAAAAAAUGCAUGUUGCCUAUGAAAAAGGAAAUUUUUUUUGUCUUUUUCAAAAUUUUCCACUUCAAGGUACAUUUUCCGGCCUGAGAAUUUCCAGUGUUCGAUUUUCUGAGUGAAACUUUUCUCAUGUGUUUUCUGGACCUUGCAUAUACGUGUCGGUAAAAAAAAAAAUUCACUUGAAACUCGGAGAAAAAAGGAAGAAUCCGCUCAGUAUCUCGUAUUUCUGGACUUUUUGAAGACCCUUUUUGAUAGUUUCUUGUGGCAAAAGGUUUGAAAAUUUGUACUGAGCUCAUUACAAUGCAAUCCGGUAAACUCUGAAGAAACUUCAGCGUAAAUCGUGUCAAGACCCACAUAUACCACGGAAAGAGCGCUACCUAGUGUUUUAAUUGGUCAUUUUUGCUUAAAAAUUUUGGUAAAUAUUUCGAAAAAUUAUACCUCAUUGGCAAUUGCGAGCUCAUUAAUUUAGAACUAACAAAAAAAAAGCUUUUCCUAAAGCUAGAAAAAAAGUAUAAACACAAUAAAAGCAAUUUUAUAAUUCCAGGUCUUCUAGAGUCUUCUCCUCAGCAGAGCUGAAAAACGGAAAAGCUGGGUGAAAAACGAAAAAGUCCAAAAAUCGAAAAUUUGAAAAUUAAAAUUUUUCAAGUUUCCGUUUUCCACUUUCUACUGUCCUGAGUUGAAAACAAGUUGGUUGUGGUACAUCCAGAACAAAAACUCAACUAAAAUAAAACUCUCAAAGAAGUUAUGGAUUUUUGAAGUUUCGACCAAUUUCAAGUUGGACGCAUUCUUUGAGAUGGUGAUGUACUACGACAAUUAAAACUUGAAUAUAGGGAUAUUUUUUUCGAAUACCCAAGACCUCAAUACAUCGAUUAAGAAAAUAAAAAUCAAGGCCAUUGGGGGUCCCCGUUUUAGUAGAGCUCAAAAACUGCGAAGAAGAAAAUUUUUUCCAAAGUAAUUUCCAACAUGAAAAAUGUUCAAAAUGACAUGCUCUUGGCGUUACAGUUGGUUUGAACCAAUUUCGACCAAGAAAAAAGUUAGCUUUUUACGGUAUUUUCUCUACCACAACUCUGAAAGUGGGCGGAGCCUGUCGAAACCGAUUGUUAUGAGUUGAAGAGGUUAUGUAGUAUCUCUGAUAGUGAAACGAGCUCUGAGGAACCAACUUGAAAUUUUUGUACUAAGAGAUUUCUCAGUUCAUCGAUUUUCUGGGAGAACGUGUGUUAAAUGAUAAAUGUUUACUUUCGUAAACUUUCCAAUCAAGUUUUAUAUUGGUAAUAAAAUUACAAUUUUUGAUUUUCGAAGCAAUUUCGGCGAUUUCAAAACGGACGUGUUAUUAGUUUGAAAUGAUUUGGCGAAAUAGGUAGUUGAGUUCUGGGAGCCGUUAUAAAAUGGUUAUAUAACAAAAUACCGCGAUAUUUAACCCUUUUUAAACGCCCCCCUGAGAAAAUAUUGAAUUUCUUAACACUUAAAAAACUUCAGCGAGCUAUGCGAUUUAGAAGUUUCUCUAAUAGUUCUUGUUUUAGAGGGAGAUAAAUGAAGUAAAGUUAGUUUCAAAAUGCUUUCUUGGUGUUAAUGCCUUGUUCAAAAGGAUUUCCGCGAGAUUCAAAAUUAUAUCUGACUCCGUAAUUUGGUUUUUCACUUCCUGACGGCUACCUUGAACUUUGCGGAGACACUCACGACAAAAAAAAACGUUGUCGGAAAAGCAUAAAAAAACAUUUUUUUUUAGUUAGAAGCCAUGGAGAUAUCGAUAUCAAAACAGAAUCAGGUCGCGGACAUGAACCGAGUUGAAACAAACCGUUUCGUUGAGCUUGCUAAUAACGUCGAUUACGAGGUAACCGGUUUUCCAUCACUUCUUUUUUCGUUUAAAUGUUAUUUUUAUUUCGCAGAAAGCUUUUUGUCCAAUUAAAAUAUCAUUCUCGACCUAUUAGAAGAUAGUUUAUAUCUAAAAAUACUGUCACAAUCUAAAAAUUAGUAGCAAUCAUUUUAAGAAACAAUAAUUUGAAUAUAUUAGCUCCCCCAAUCUUAAAAGUUCGCGAAAGUCAUGGCGGUAUUUUUUGUACUCAUCGAUAAAAACAAUGAGCUUAUUAACUUAAAACCGUUUUUGGGAAUUGACUGAGACAGAGAUUAAGUUAUUCGAGUUAUUUUACUUUCUCAGUCGCUAAAAAUCGAUAAAAACUAAAAUGUUGAUGAACGUCUGAAGGCCCGAUAGCGACGCUCAGACCGAGGAAUUUUUGAAUAAAAAUCUGUGUGGAAUUUUUUUUUCAUCACAAUCCCACUGAUCUUUGGAUAGCGGACCUAAAGCUGCAGGCAGUUCACCAGAUAUUUAAAGAAGAAUAUAGACAAAUCAACAUAACUUUCUUUCUGUAUAAAAUAUAUUCUCUUAUUUAAAAAAAAACUCAAAUUUUUGGAGAGAACGAUCAAUUUGAAACAUAUUAAAGCAACGUAACGCCCGAAGUUCAUCAUCCCAAAUGGAGAUCUUCUAUUUUUCUAAAAGCCGGCCGUAUGUGAUAUUUUGCACGAUAUUUUGUAGUCUAAGAAUCUUCGAGAGACUUGAUUAGCGAAAACUCUAUGCGUAGUCUAAAUCUUUAAUCAUCCAAAAAUGAAUGGUUAGUGAGAUUUUGAUAAGUUUGAAGGAUAUUUAAAUACCAAAAAUAUCGAAGUUUCUAGAAAUUUAUGAAAAACCCAGGAUGUUACACCUCAUUCGUUUUCAAAGGUAUUAUAGUCAAUGUUUCCCGACUUGAAAGGCGAGGGAGGCGGGGCAAGGGGCGGGACGCGUAGCGUGUGCGUUCGCGGUUCUUGGCACGUGUUCAAUUUAAUUAUCGCCGACUAUUUAAAAAGCUCGGCAACCGCUCUUUUUCAAUGUUUUCUAUUAUUUUUUGAUGCAGACAUGAACACGAUCAAUAAAUAAUUGAAAAGGGAACGAAAAAAGCGAAAAACGGGUUUUCCAAAGAAUAGAUGGCGGUUGAAUUGAACACGUGCCAAGAACCGCGGACGCACACGCUACGCGUCCCGCGUCCCGCUCUUUGCCCCGCCUCCCUCGCCUUUCAAGUCGGGAAACAUUGACUAUAUAUGUAUUCUAUUUUUUUACCAAAUUAAUUAGAAAGUUAGAUCCAAAAUGAAUUUUCAAUUUCAAAUUAAAUUUUUUUUGAAGAAAUCAGCAAGUAGAUAGUUUAAAAAAACACGAAUAAAUUAGUUUUUAUCGGCUCUAUUUGAAAAAAAUGUCCGAAAUAAAAAUUCAAACUACUAUAAACCAAAAUGUUCAGGUUGGUGAAGCACAUCGAAAAAUGGAAGAGGCUAAAAAACGACUUUCUGAAGCAAGAUUAGUGCGGAAGUGAAUGUCUCCAAUUAAUUUAUUUUAUCGAAAAUGUUAAGGAAUCGACAAGAAUAUUCGACCGUUGUUAAAACGAUAGACGAGAUUCCUUCCAGGCCCGACACGGAAAGGUUUUUUUUUCAAUUUUUCUUUUCAAAUUUUUUGGUUAAACGUCUCUUGUAGAUCGUAUAGUCCGUUUCUCGCGACUUGAAAGGGCGGGACUUCUUUGCGCCCUCCUCAUCUCCCGGCGACCCUCUCAUGUUGACGUGCUGUUUUCGUGUUUCUCUGACCUCGCCGGUGAGGGAACAGAGAGACGCAGACACUUGAAAACUGUCAAGUCGCGGCGGACGGACUAUAUGAACUAAUGGUUACUCUUCAUUAUAUUUUUUUUUUCUUAAUUUACACGCUGAAAUUUCUUUUUGGUUGAAAAAAUUUGAUUGGCAGUUUUUAUUAUUUUCAAUUUAGACGUCUACUAGAAAUUCGAGAUGAGUUGGAGCAACAGCACGAACGACAACGAUGCUUGGAAGCAAAAGUGAGAUUUUUCGCAUACGUUUUUCACAGAAAAAAAAACCCGUUGCAGUUGAACGAAAGGAAGAACCAUCUCCAAGCUUUUAACAUAAUACUCUCCAACUUCCAGCAGUUUAUCACAGGUUAGAUGCUUAACGUCUAUUGCAGAUCGUAUGAACUAAGGGUUACUCUGAACUAAAGCGCUCUAAGAUUUUGAUUCUCUUUCGCAGCGUUCCAGAGCGGGGUUCAGCGCGCGAUAACUUGCAAAAAUGGGCGUGGCCUGAUCGCGUAAAUCCACCUAGUGCAUUGGCUCUUAGGAAUUUACGCUUGAAAAUGAAAGGAGAUUUUUUAAAUCAAUUUUUCAAAGGCUUUUUUUAUUUCUCCUUUUUUAUCUACUGGAAAAGGGUAAACGAAUUUCGGCACUUCAUCUUGAGAAGUCCUAUUGAAUUUCAGUUUGCUACUCAUUAAAAAAAGAGCAGACUGAAACAUUUUGAUACUUUUUGGAAAAAUUUAUUGAGAAGCCUUUAGACAAAAACUUACUUGAAAGAAUGAACAUAAUUUUGUGCAGGAAGUAAUUAGAAUAGGUUGGCAACGAAAUAAAACAAAAAGAAUCAGCAAAAAAGCUUGUAUCCUUAAAAUAAUAGAAAAAUUGUAAAUAUUGAAUUGAAACUGGAAAAAAUGAAAGUCGAUGGCGCACGCCCCGCAAUUCGUGCAAGGUCGGCACGCUUUUCAGCACAGCAGGCGUUAACCCCGCUUUGGAACGCUGUGCUUUCCGCAUUCUUUUUUCUCGCUUUCGGACUGCGAGAAAACGACGAAAUAGCAUACGGUUGACAAACACCAGUUCAGAGUAGCGAACUUUCUAACGGCGAUUUCACCGUUUUUUUUCAAACACGCUGAAAUAUCUCUAGCGAGCUUACUAAGAGCGUUUCCGACUAACAUUUUUCGACUUUUCCUUUUGUACUUCUUCUGUUUCUGCAUAUUUUCACUUAUUUUUCAUGAUCUCACUGAUUUUAUGAGAAGAUUCAAAACGAUAAAAAAAUGUCUGAAACUUCGCUGUAGGUGAUUUUAUCAAGUCCUAUUGGAAUUUCUCGUUUAUCAUUCAUUAUGUGUCAAUUACCCCUAUAGCCUAUUCACGGCUGGCUUGUGACGGAGAGAGAGAGAGCAGUUUUGAAUGCAUGUAAACAAAAUGUUAAUCCAGUAGAAACAGAUUUUAUUCGUGAAAUAGGGCUCUUAUUAAAGGCGCGUAGGAGCCGCUACGAUCUAUAGUCUGUUCAGAUUUUGAAUGUCAACCAGCUAGCUUCGCCCCUGCUGAGACGGUAUCUUUUCGCAUUGAUGUUUUAUCGAGCGGGACUAAUUUUGAUCUUUUUUGAUCUAAAAGAAGAAAAAUAAGUUUGACAUUUGACAUUCAAAAUCUGAACAGACUAUAAACCGGCCGUUCGCGGUUCCAAGCCUACCGUGGAAUAGUUAUUCCAUACGCAGAUAUUUUUUUUUCCUGAAAGAUAUGUCAGAAAAAAAGUGCCUCAAAUCUCGCAUGCUGAGCAGGUGUCUCAGCGGGUGUACCCGUAUUAAACCAAGCGGCGAUGGUAGAUCAUGGCGGUAAAAUAUGCGCCUCUAAUAAGAGCCUCAAUUGGUGAAUUAUUUCUGUUUCUAUUGAGUUUAUUUUAUGUUUGCAUUCAUUUCAUUGGUUUUUAGAUUCUCUUAGAUUGACGAAUAAUAAGAGAAAAAUAAAUAAGUCUUAAAAUGGGCUUUUAUGGAAGGCGCAUGGAUAGUCGUCAUGAUCUACUUUCGCCGCAAAAAUCGAACCGCCCGUUCGCUGUCCCAAGCCAGCCGUGAACGGGCUAUAAUUGUUUGAAUGAAAAAAGGACUGGAAUUUUUUUUAUAGAUGACGAUGAAGUUGGAGAUGACAAUGUGGAGCCCGAUGACGACAGAGAAGUGCCAGAUGAUAACGAGAAGAUGAAAAUAGAAAAACUAGAAACGAUUUGA
Molecule: messenger RNA, 6873 nt
Organism: Caenorhabditis auriculariae
Lineage: Eukaryota; Metazoa; Nematoda; Chromadorea; Rhabditida; Rhabditidae
Source: the annotation of a GenBank genome assembly